Pygocentrus nattereri (red-bellied piranha) is the source of this 2066-nucleotide messenger RNA. RefSeq names its product actin related protein 2/3 complex, subunit 5B (gene arpc5b). Gene Ontology annotation, biological process: cell migration; regulation of actin filament polymerization; Arp2/3 complex-mediated actin nucleation. Bases 130 to 582 code for a protein of 150 amino acids. The transcript has 4 exons. The record is from RefSeq and is a predicted model, not a curated record. Gene Ontology annotation, cellular component: cytoplasm; Arp2/3 protein complex; actin cytoskeleton. Gene Ontology annotation, molecular function: actin filament binding. NCBI's taxonomy places the organism in Eukaryota, Metazoa, Chordata, Actinopteri, Characiformes, Serrasalmidae.
AAACGGAAUGCUGCAGAGAGGAAGCGAGUGAACGCAGGCGCUGUGCAGUGCAGUGUCGGGCAGCAUCAGUGGCUUAAUACGCUUUAUUUAUGCCAGACAUCUGACGCGCAGACUGAGAGAUUCGCAGUCAUGUCGAAGAACACCGUGUCCGAUCGGUUCCGCAAGGUGGAUGUGGAUGAGUACGACGAGAACAAGUUUGUGGACGAGGAGGAUGGAGGAGAGAAUCAGCUGGGUCCAGACGAAGCAGAAGUGGAUUCACUCAUCAGACAAGGGAACCUCAUGGGAGCACUACAGGCAGUCCUGAAAAACCCACCAAUCAAUACAAAGAAUCAAAAUGUCAAGGACCGUGCUGAGGGGCUGGUGCUUAAGGUGCUCAGCUCCUUUAAGGCCAGCGACAUCGAGAAGGGAGUGCAGUCUUUGGACAAGAACGGCGUGGACCUGUUGAUGAAGUACAUCUACAAAGGCUUCGAGCGGCCAUCGGAAAACAGCAGCGCCAUCCUCCUGCAGUGGCAUGAGAAGGCUCUCUCUGCAGGAGGAGUGGGCUGCAUCGUCAGGGUACUGACCGCCAGGAAAACGGUGUAAGCACUGGCGCAGGCAGUUUUACCCCCACCCCCCGAGACAGAAAACCACAGGAUUGGCACCUGCUGGUUCAUUCAGAACAAAGAAAAGACUUCUAUAGGGUGCUGAUAACAACUCAUAUCCAAUGCUACAUCCUGCUCUCCCCGCCUGCAGUUUGUCUGUUUUACAGUCUGUCUGUCUCCUUAUCUCCGCACCUUGAUCACAGACAAAUGCACACACGUAUUACAUGCAUAUGAUGGUGCCAUUGAUUUUUAUGGUAGAUUUAGCUUCUCUCAGGAAAUAAAAUCUUAAGGCACAUCACCUUAAGAAUGCAAGUCAUUAUGAUUUUAUUAAACCUAUUCAGUUUUUUUUUUACAUGAACAUUUUUGUAUGAUUUAAAGUUUCUAUGAUUACAGUUCCUGAAGAGAUCUGGGUUGUCCCUACAUAGUCUUUGUAUUUUUCUGGUAGUAGGAAGGCUGUUUGGUCAUCAUCUAAAGUGAACAGCCUCAUUCGGGGCUGCUGGGGCGUCUCUCUUGCCAGCCGGGCGUGGUGGUCUGUCUCGCUUUGUCUAGCCAGGGACAGAUUAGGAUUAAUACCCUAAAGGCUUCCUCCCGCUUCUGUCCCGUCAGCCACUAAUCCCGGCUCAUCGCUCCACAGUAUUCACUCUUAAAACAACCAAAGGGCAUUAGCAUUACACAAUGAAAAUAGCUUCCACUUUUUCCGUUGUGCUCCACAGAUACAGUGUAUUAGUGUCCAGUUCUUGUCCUUGAGGACUGAUGUCCUGCACAGGUUGGUGAAUUCAUGCUCAAACACACCUGCUAAACCUGCCAACUGCUGAUUUGAUCAGGUGUGUUUGAGCAGGUAAAUCUGGAUUAAGGCCCUCCAGGACUAAAGUUGGUCACCCCUUGUUUUUCCAGAAUUCAGCCAAAUAUCUACCUAAUGACUGACCGUUGCUAUUGCAUUGCUAUCUUGAUUCUUUACACUUUGUUUAGAACAGCUACCUUUUUUUUUAUCUCACAGGGGAUUCAAUGAGCAGCCAUUUCACUAAUCCUGUUGUUCGCUAAUGCUAUUGUAGGGUAUUAAUGCCCUUGUCGCUCAUAUUACCGGUGAUGUUUCACCAUAUCUGUCUGCGUCUUAAGCCUCUGUCAUCUCUAAUCACUGUCUGUCUUAAAAUUCCUAAGCACUUAGUGCAAAUCUAUUAAGGACCACUGCUGAUUUGUCUGUAAAUGCUUUCGUCUGUAGUUACUCAUGUCUUUUGCCAUUCGUAGUGAGAGAGCCCUGCUAUAAAAGCAGACCAUCACCGUCUAAAACUUUUCCAAGGACUAGCAAUGUAUUUGAACAAAUGGCCCGGUCUCUCCAAUGCAGUAAUGUUUCACUCUCUUGUGACCAAGUGCAAAACAUAUUAUACAAACCAAACUGGUGUAAAAACUGCCUUACUAAAUAUUAAUUUUUUUAUGUUCAUGCUUUUGAAAUUGAACAAUAAAGAUUUAUACGUAUGAUCAAACAAA